Messenger RNA from Mercurialis annua (annual mercury), 1204 nucleotides. RefSeq names its product molybdopterin synthase catalytic subunit-like. Gene Ontology annotation, molecular function: molybdopterin synthase activity. Gene Ontology annotation, cellular component: cytosol. Gene Ontology annotation, biological process: Mo-molybdopterin cofactor biosynthetic process. The record is from RefSeq and is a predicted model, not a curated record. The transcript has a single exon. NCBI's taxonomy places the organism in Eukaryota, Viridiplantae, Streptophyta, Magnoliopsida, Malpighiales, Euphorbiaceae. The coding region runs from base 289 to 1038 and encodes 249 amino acids.
UAAUUUUGUUUCAAUUGGUAUCUAAUUCCUCAAUUUCCAUGUUCAGUAAGCUUUUAUUUUGCUCUAAUUUAGCUCAAUUAUGUAAGUAUGAACUUAAUUCAAUUCAGUAAACAUCCUAAUUUGCCCUAAUAAAUUGAUAAAUUGUGGGUGUUUUUGUCCAAAACUGCAAACUUUAACUCUUUUUAUCUUAUGUGACAAGUUGGAGGGACAAAAUGAACCUCUAUUGAUACAUUAUUGUUCUUUUGACAGAUCUAUAUUGUGUCUGUGAUCCUUGUUUGUUGAACAGCUAUGUCGAAUGAAGAUAAAACUCUAGUCGAAAUCUCGGAGGAGAAUAACCGUGUUGAUCUUGCGAAUGAAGAUAAAACUCUAGUCGAAAUCUUGGAGGAGAAUAACCCUAUUGAUCUUGCAAAAUACAUAAGUUAUGUCAGUGCUCCACAGGCCGGUGGUAUCGCAACGUUUUCCGGGACAACUCGUGAUACUUUCGAGGACAAGUCGGUUGUUGAACUACGGUACGAAGCUUAUGUGCCAAUGGCGAUACGCGAGCUUAAAUCGAUAUGUGCGUCUGCUAGAACAUCUUGGGAUAUUCACUCUAUUGCUGUCGCGCAUCGACUGGGAUCAGUUCCGGUUGGAGAAACUAGUGUCUUUGUUGCAGUGUCGGCUGUUCAUCGCGGUGAUGCGUUGGAUGCUUGUAAGUUUAUAAUUGAUGACUUGAAGGCGUCUGUUCCGAUUUGGAAGAAGGAAGUUUAUGCAAACGGGGAGGUUUGGAAGGAGAAUUCUGAGUUUAUGGAGAGGAAGCCGGAGAUAGGAAAGAGCGCGUCAUAUGGGGUUCAUGGUAAGAAAUCCUGCUGCGGAACGAAGGUCAAAGUGAACGAAGAAAGUCCGGAUAUUAGCAAUCAGGAUAGUGGAAUUAGGGUGAAAGUGAGCGAAGCAGGUCGAAAGAUUAGUAGCACUCACGACGGAAUUAGAAUGAGCGGAGGAGGCCGAAAGACUAGCGCUCAGAAUGGAGGAGUUACGAUCAAGGUGAGCGAAGUAAGUUAAAAGAUUAGGACUCGGGCUAUAAGCAGUAUGAAAUAAAAGGGGCUUAUGAAAUUGUACUAAUCAAAUAAAUUCCCUGUAUCUUUUGUAAAGUUUGCUAAUUGUGUUAUAAAUAAUUUGCGUGUCCGAGUGUAUUUUUAAUAAAAAGUUUAAAUGUUGCUUGAUGAAA